AUGCCUGAAUGCUAGUUAAACUCCAAGGACUCAGGCACAGAUCUUAGGAAGUAAUGGCUUGGCUAUUUUUUGAUUGGAACUACUUUAGAUACGAAACACUGUCUGGUUAAAGAUAUCAAUACCAUAAACAAGUAAUUGAACACUUAUUUGGCUUAGAUUACAAACACUAUUAACAAAAGUGAGUUAGGAGUUGGCAAUGAUAUGAUUGGAGUUGCAAUUAAAGCCUGGACAGUACUUACCACUAUUAUAUAUCAGCAUUAUGAUUAAAAAGCGCAUGCAACCGCCCUUCAAGCUAUCAAGCAAAUAGUCUAAGUUCUCAUGAAGAAGAUUGAUAAAUCAGUCAAACUCAUAGCUGAUAAGUAGUUCAAGGUAGACUAAGAUGAUAUUAUUCAGGUUAGAAUGGCUAUCAAGUCAAUUCUUUCUUGUGUCUAGAUGUUUCCAUCUUCACUCAAGAAUAUAGUGUCAAGCAAGGGAAAUAAUGCUUAAAAGGAUCACAUUACUGUUCUCAUUGAAAACCUAGUCAAGCAAACCAUGCAAAAUGAUACUGUGAUAGCCGAUUACUGUCUGCAACUUCUGUGCCUCCUCUUCAAGUCUAAGGAAAAAUCUAAGCUGCAGUUUAGGGACUGGGUAUCCCGCAUUCUAUAGAAUUUAGUUAUUUAUGUGAACUCUCUUUAACCCAGAUAGUUUGAGGAUGUUCAAGGUGCAAACUAGGAGAUCAACAUGAAUAUUGCAUUCGAAUUCUUAUUUGAAAGAGAAGAUGCCAGCUAAAUUAACAAAUUAUCAGUUAAAGACCUCAAAGAUUAAAUCUCCAACAUUGGCAAGGUCUAAAUGAAGAUGCAGAUGCUAUUUAGAAUGCUUGAUUAUACGUUUUAAGUUUAAAGAAGAACUCAGUAAUAUAGCUCUGAAGGAGUAAAUUUUAUGCAAGUUGAAGUAAACAUCAAUGAAAUCAUACUCACUCUUGGUAAAAAUAUUUUUAUCCUCAAAUGUUUUAUAGAGAGCAUAAUGACCAGGUAAACUGGGCAAGUUAAGUCUUAAAAGCAGAAGUCUAAUCAAAUUUGUGGUCUUUAACAUCACUAAUUUGAUGAUAUAAUUGAAUAGACUAAGGUUUUAGGCUUGAAUUUCCUCAAAGUCUUAACGAAGUAGAUUGAUAUUGAAAGCUACUUAGAAGUACUAGACAUUCUGCAACACUUGCACAGCAUCUAUGGAGCAAAUCUAGCAUCAAUAAUUAAGGAAGUAGCUUUUGGAGAAAAUGAAAUGAAUUUGUCUGAUCUAAUUUGUGAUUUAUUCAUGCUAGUAAAAGCUAAUAAGUUUAUUAAACACGAUCACAUUUCAAAGAAGCUCUUCUCAUUGGGCGACUAUGAUUCUUACACUUUAUAGUAAUUCCUCCAGCAUUUCCUCAUAUUCCUAAUCAAUCUUACCUCUAAGUCAACUACAUUUGGACUUUUUAGUGACACUGACAGAGUAAAGCUAGAGUCUGUGUUGUUUACUAUACUUAGUUUCUCUUAAUUAAAGUACUUUAACAUGACGAAGGAAAUAAAGUUGAAGGUAUUAGAGCUUACUAAGAAUGUGAUUAUAUCAAGAUCAGUUAAGCUUCAAUAGAAUAACGACUUAUUAGGCUGCCUUAUAUCUUAUAGAAACAAUGCAAUGCAUUUCUAGGGAGAAGAUACUGAUAUUAUUGCUAAAAUUCACGAAGUAAUUAGUGUUAUUGAUCCUCUCAUCGCUCCAAGAAAGGAUAAAUAUACUCUCUAGACAAAUACUCAGUAGUAUUUUUAGAACGAGCACAAAAGUAUGUUUAUUGAGUACAAUAAGGAACUGUUAAGACAUUAUUUAUUACCAAACAAUGAAUCCCAAUAAGAUAUCUAGGCUCAGGAAAAUCUAAUUAUUUAAUAGUAGGUACCAUAGAUCUAAUAACAUAUGGUAACCAAGUAAAAUGCUAGCGAUCUCAAUUAGAAAUAAAAAAUAACCUAAGUAGAGGAAAAUAUUUAAAGUGAUGAUGAUGAAAUAGAUAAAAUUCCUGUAAAAAAAUAAUCUAUCAUUAAGUAAAGCAACAUCUAGUCAGAAGUUGCCUAAAAACAACAAGAAAAUCUUGCUUAUGGAAGUGAGAGUGAUGCUGAGCAAGAUAAUGAAUUAGGGUUAGAUUUACCUAUGAUAGUAGGAGAUGAAGAGGAUUCUGAUUAGUGA
This is a messenger RNA of Stylonychia lemnae, 2181 nucleotides long. NCBI's taxonomy places the organism in Eukaryota, Ciliophora, Spirotrichea, Sporadotrichida, Oxytrichidae. The record is from the annotation of a GenBank genome assembly.